UUUAAUUGCAGUAUCUUAAAGGUUCUAAUACAGUUGAAGAUAGAUAGCAGCAUCCACAGACCAGUGCCAAUGGCAUUAUUAAAAUUUCUAACUGAUUGUAAGGCAAACAAAGCCCAAUCCCCACGACGAAGAUCGGUGCCAUACCUAGUAGCCCUUGCUUUGGUUUUGCUCACAACAAUUUUCUUUAUCUAUAAGCUCUGCACUAAUCGUUAUGAGACCUACGUUUGUAACACGAAGGAAUGCAGGGACACUGCUUCCGAGGUAGUCAAGAAAAUGAAUGUGUACGUGGACCCCUGUAAUAAUUUCUAUGAGUUUGCCUGCGGGACCUACAACGAUAAAGCGAUCAUACCUGAAGACAAGACUAGCAUUAAUCGGUUCAACGUCAUCGAAGAUAAGCUACUAGAGCAACUCAAGGACAUUAUCUCAGCCGAGCCAUCUGAAAACGCUCCCAAACACUUCCGUUUGCCAAAUUUAUAUUACAAGGCUUGCAUAAAUACGACUUGGAUUGAAACUUUGGGCUCCACUUCAAUUACCAAUAUUGCAAAGUCUAUGGGUGGCUGGCCAUUGCUCGAGGGCGAUAAAUGGAAUGAGAAUAACAAUUUUAAAUGGCAAGAGCUAGUAAAAAAUUUCCGUGCUCAAGGAUUUGACUUUGAGUACAUCAUUGACUUCUCCGUUGAAGCCGAUCUGCGGAACAGCUCCAAGCGAGUCAUGAGUUUAGAUCAAGCUGACUUAGCGGUAAGUCGGGAAUACCUGGUGAAAGGCGAGAAUGAGACUCUGGUCAGCGCCUAUUAUGAUUACAUGGUAGACAUUGCUGUCCUAUUCGGUGCCAAGAAGAACGAAGCUAAGGAACAGCUAAGGCAAUCCCUUCAAUUUGAAAUAGAUUUAGCCACCAUCUCUUGGCCCAAGGAGAAGUUUCGUAACUCUUCCGUAAUGUUUAAUCCGUUCACUCUGCAGCAACUGAACGCCGCAUAUCCCUAUGUUGAUUGGGUGGACUACCUAAACGCCUUGUUGCCAAAAGGACUUAGUGUACAGGAGAAUGAUAUUAUUAACGUGAAUGUGCCCCCAUUCUUUGAGAAGUUGGGAAAAUUGUUGGCCAAGACGCCGAAUCGUGUGAUUGCCAACUAUUUGAUGUGGCGCAUUCAUGCCUUCUCUAUUCGUUACCUUAGCGAAGAUUUUCAUAAUCGGCGAGAAAAGUAUCGUAUGACUAUAGAUGGUCAUCAGAAGCAGGAGGAGCGGUGGAAGGAGUGCAUCAACAUUGUCAACAAAGACUUUGACAUAUCCGUGGGCUCGCUUUACGUCCGAAAACACUUCGAUCAAGACUCGAAAGCCAAUGUUCUGGAAAUGGUUAAUAACGUUCGCAAAGUCUUCUACUUUAUACUUCAUGAAGUCAACUGGAUGGACGACAAGACAAGACAUGAGGCCAAGAAGAAACUAAACAAUAUGGAAGCCCACAUUGGUUAUCCAGAUGAGCUUCUCGACGACAAAGAGCUUGUCAAAUACUAUGAGAAUCUUAAGAUAAAUCCCGACAACUUUUUUGAAUCCCGUUUAGCCAUUAACAUGUUUGAGACGGACAUCGUUUUUAACCUCUUGCGUUUGCCCGUUAACAAAACCGAUUGGAUUUUUCAUAGUCGAGCAUCUGAAGUUAAUGCCUUCUACUCAACCAUGGAGAACAGUAUUCUGAUUCCGGCUGGUAUUAUGCAAGAUUUCUUCUUCAGCGCUCAGCGUCCCAACUAUAUGAACUAUGGAACGAUUGGCAGUGUAAUAGGACAUGAAAUCACUCAUGGAUUUGACGAUGAGGGUCGCCAGUUCGAUAGUGACGGCGACAUGCGGGAUUGGUGGCAACCCGACACAGCGAAGGCUUAUCUGAAGAAGGCUCAAUGUAUAAUUGAACAGUAUGGGAAUUUUACGGAUCGUUUAACUGGCUUGAAAUUGAAUGGCAUCAAUACGCAAGGCGAGAAUAUCGCCGAUAAUGGUGGCGUCAAGGAGGCUUAUAGAUCUUACCAAAGCUGGGUAGGAGACCAUGAACCAGAGCCAAGACUGCCCGGACUGGGCUAUACUCCACAGCAAAUGUUCUGGAUUUCGUUUGCACAAAACGGGUGUGCUAAGGACCGUCUGAAAGAACGAAGAGAAACGAUUACAACAGACGUGCAUUCGCCAGCGGAGUUCCGUGUGUUGGGACCGCUGCGCAAUUCGAAAGACUUUGCUAAAGACUUUCAAUGCCCAGAAGGCUCACCAAUGAAUCCCGUGCAUAAAUGUGAAGUGUGGUAGAUUUAAUUCUUUAAAAAUAUAUUUUAUUGAUUUUGUUAUUAAAGAGAUGCAGUUAUU
Molecule: messenger RNA, 2325 nt
Organism: Drosophila nasuta
Lineage: Eukaryota; Metazoa; Arthropoda; Insecta; Diptera; Drosophilidae
Product: neprilysin-2-like
Exons: 8
Coding region: 70-2268 (732 amino acids)
Biological process (GO): protein processing
Cellular component (GO): plasma membrane
Molecular function (GO): metalloendopeptidase activity
Source: RefSeq, a predicted model, not a curated record